Funneliformis geosporum is the source of this 203-nucleotide messenger RNA. The record is from the annotation of a GenBank genome assembly. NCBI's taxonomy places the organism in Eukaryota, Fungi, Glomeromycota, Glomeromycetes, Glomerales, Glomeraceae.
GCGCAGACAAUGCGGAUGAGAUAGAAGCUAUUCUCUCAGAACGUGAAGGCCAUUCCUUACACGAAUUCAUUGAUGGGGAUGAGCCACUCCGGCCUAUUAUAGAUUUUGAUUUACCACAAGAAGUGCUUGAUACUAUUGAGCCUAAGCUAACACAUAAAGAGGUACGAGAUUCACUUAUUCUUGCUUUAGAAAGACAUGUUUAG